GCUGUAACCAAACUCAAAACGUGCUCCUCCUCUACCAUACCAUAAUGACCACCAAAAACCAAGAUGAAUCCGACAAAGACAGCACAACAACCUCUUCUUCAACAAUAACAACAAUGCCUGAAUAUUCUAGUCGUCGUAGUUGGCUAAGUAGCACAAAUCUCAGCAGCAUUAGUAGUCGUCGUAGUUCAGUAUCCUCCACAACAGAACUUUCAUUUUUUUCAUCAAAUUCACAUAAACCACACAAAUCAAACCAAGUCCCUUGGGAACUCAUAAAACGGGUCCGGGUUGAGUCGGGUCGAAUCGGGUUGGAGCAUUUCAGGUUACUACGUCGGGUUGGAGGUGGAGAUUUAGGAAGUGUUUAUUUAUGUGAGAUUAGGAAUCCUGUUGUUGGUUUGCCACAGUGUUAUUACGCUAUGAAGGUUGUGGAUAAAGAAGCAGUUUUGAUAAGGAAGAAAUUGCAAAGAGCGGAAAUGGAGAAGGAGAUAUUAGGGAUAAUUGAUCAUCCAUUUCUGCCAACUUUAUAUGCUCAAUUUGAAGCUAAGCAUUACUCGUGUUUAGUUAUGGAGUAUUGUCCUGGUGGUGAUUUGCAUGCCCUCCGCCAACGGCAGCCCGGAAAACGCUUCAGCAUUAACUCUGCUAAGUUUUAUGCUGCAGAAAUACUUUUGGCACUAGAAUAUCUACACAUGAUGGGAAUUGUAUACAGAGAUCUAAAACCAGAAAAUGUCCUAGUAAGAUCAGAUGGUCACAUUAUGCUUUCAGAUUUUGAUCUCUCUUUUAAAUGUGAGGAAGUUGUUCCAACACUCAUAAAGUUCAAAACCAAAACCAUUGUCAAAACCCCAAGAAAUUCUUAUUGUGCUAUGCCAAUUCAACCAGUUCUAUCCUGUUUCUUAUCACAAAAAACAGAACAAAAACUUGAAAUCCAAGAAACAAAUCAAGAAGUUGUUGCUGAACCUAUAAAUGCUCGGUCAAAAUCAUUCGUUGGCACACACGAAUAUUUAGCCCCCGAGGUUAUUUCCGGGCAGGGUCAUGGCAGUGCAGUAGAUUGGUGGACACUAGGAGUGUUUUUGUAUGAACUUAUUUUUGGUACCACGCCUUUUAAAGGCGAAAACAACGAGAAAACUCUCAUCAACAUACUGAAAAAGCAGCUAACUUUCCCAAGAAUCGCGAUAAGUAGUGCCAAAGAGUACGAAGAAAUGGUGAAAGUUCAAGAUUUGAUUUGCAGAUUACUUGUGAAAAAUCCCAAGAAGAGAAUUGGGAGUUUAAAAGGUUCUGUUGAAAUCAAGAAGCAUGAGUUCUUUAAAGGUGUUAAUUGGGCUUUGAUUAGAUCAAUUAAACCACCAGAAGUACCAAGUGAUUCGGUGAAAAUGAGGGGUGUUAGAGGAGUUGUUCCAAAGUUGAGCAAGAAACAAAGGGAAGAACCUUACCAGAUCCCUCAGCAUUUUGAUUACUUCUAAACAUUGUAAAUAAUUAGGGUAAUUAGUUUUAACAGGAUAGCAAGUUGUAAUCAUGUAUGACAUGAAGUAGAGAGCUAGUUGUUUUCAAUAUAGAUGUUUCUCUUUUUUCUCCUUUUACCUUUUGUUUCUUUUACCCCUCAUGUUCAGAGCUUUCAAGUUGUAUAACCUGAUCAUAAACAUUAUGUUGUCCAUUUACUAACUAUAAUAGAAUAGAUGACUUGAUGAUCAUA
This is a messenger RNA of Lycium ferocissimum, 1684 nucleotides long. Its product is annotated as protein kinase PINOID 2. NCBI's taxonomy places the organism in Eukaryota, Viridiplantae, Streptophyta, Magnoliopsida, Solanales, Solanaceae. Gene Ontology annotation, cellular component: cytoplasm; nucleus; plasma membrane. The record is from RefSeq and is a predicted model, not a curated record. Gene Ontology annotation, biological process: protein phosphorylation. The coding region runs from base 45 to 1454 and encodes 469 amino acids. Gene Ontology annotation, molecular function: protein serine/threonine kinase activity; ATP binding. The transcript has 3 exons.